UCGGCAGUUUCCUGGAUCAUCCGCUGGGGCGGUUGGAGAGCUUGAGAACCAGUGCCUCCUAUGCGUAUACAGCCAAGGCAAAGUCCGGGGCUAGAGUAUCAGUCAGCCACCAGACGGGAGAUGUUGUGAUCCCAGCUAACAGGUAUCCUCUGCUGGUUGAAAUGUCUAUGAUUUUAUCUGCGUCAGUCAUUCGUGUCAGAGAUGGGCUGCCGCUUUCUGCUUCUACUGACUAUGAACAAGGCACAGGCGUGCAGGAGUGCAGGAAGUAUUUUAAAAUGCUCUCAAAGAAACUUGCUCAGCUUCCUGAUAGAUGUACACUGAAAACUGGACGUUAUAACAUUAAUUUUAUUAGUUCUCUGGGAGUGAGCUACAUGAUGUUGUGCACUGAAAAUUACCCGAAUGUUCUGGCCUUCUCUUUCCUGGAUGAGCUUCAGAAGGAGUUCAUUACUACUUAUAACAUGAUGAAGACAAAUACUGCUGUCAGACCAUACUGUUUCAUUGAAUUUGAUAACUUCAUUCAGAGAACCAAGCAGCGAUAUAAUAAUCCCAGGUCUCUUUCAACAAAGAUAAAUCUGUCUGACAUGCAGAUGGAAAUCAAGCUGAGGCCCCCUUAUCAAAUUUCCAUGUGUGAACUGGGGUCGGCCAAUGGAGUCACAUCUGCAUUUUCUGUUGACUAUAAUGGUGCUGGUAAGAUUUCUUCUGCUCACCAGCGACUGGAACCAGCAACUCUGUCAGGGAUUGUGGCAUUUAUCCUCAGUCUUUUAUGUGGAGCUCUGAAUUUAAUUCGAGGUUUUCAUGCCAUAGAAAGUCUUUUGCAGAGUGAUGGUGAAGAUUUUAAUUACAUUGUUGCAUUUUUCCUUGGAACAGCAGCCUGCCUUUACCAGUGUUAUUUACUUGUCUACUACACCAACUGGCGGAAUGUCAAAUCUUUUUUGACUUUUGGUUUAAUCUGUCUGUGCAACAUGUAUCUCUAUGAACUGCGCAACCUGUGGCAGCUUUUCUUUCAUGUGACUGUGGGGGCGUUUGUUACACUGCAGAUCUGGCUCAGGCAAGCCCAGGGCAAGGCUCCUGAUUAUGAUGUCUGACACUAUCCUUCAGACAUGUUGCCCUGGCUCCCGGGGAAAAAGGAAGAGGGAGCAUAUCUUAACUGCCACUGUGAUGAAGAAACUGUUCCCCACAUUCGAGAAGCUCUGCUUUCUUUCUGUCCAACCGUCCCGUUUGUUUUAAGUCAGCAUGGCGUGCCUGGGAGCGUGCAGUACCUGCUAGGCAGACUCCUCAUGUUAGCCGUGAGAUGAUGAUUCAGAGGAGGAGGAGACUUCCCUCUACAGGGCCACGACAGUGGAGGAACGGUCAGAAGCCAUUGGAAGAAUUGGCCAGCGGUCCGGAAUCCUUCUGAAGAGUUCGAUCAAAACGUGUGUGGUACAUGCUCUGAGGACCAAGCGGGAACUCUGCAGCCUGGGUUCGCCUUUGUGAGACAUAAGUAGAGCCUAAAUAAAAAGAUGCCGUGGAGUUUAUGUUUCAGACAACUUGCUAAAUAUCCGAUUAUUUGCACAUUUCUGGUACCAGGAGUUUAUGAAGUCCAGGAUGGUGUGGAAUUGGUUCUUUUUCCUUUUAUAUUUUCGCUUGAAUCUAAUCUGGAAACCACUUGAUACAGGAGAAGGCUUUUUUGAGCUUAUCUCUAGAACAUCACAAGUAUUGAAAACACAGUAACAUAUGUUUCCUUUCUAGACCAUGUUUGUAGUUCCUUUUGAAAUUACUUUUUAAACAUGUGAUUUGUUAGAUUCUAUAGCCAUUGUGCCCCAUACUUCAAUCACUUGAGUAUUACCUAUACUGUUAUUUCUUAGUAUUUAUCUUUUAAAUCUUCAAAUAGUUUAAAAAACAAACUAAUCUCUACUCCGAGAGGAAAACCAGCAUCGAUUUAGCAGGAAUAACUACAAAAUAAAACAAAAGAUGUUAUUAAAUUCUAACUAGAUCCUAAUGCCUCCCGAGGCUCUGAAUCCAAGAAGCCUGCUUGGUGCAGUGAGAUAGAUGUUACCCAGCACCAAAAUGGGGUGCUUUCUGUGGCAUUAUCAGAAGGAUGAAAUUGUAAAGGGAAUGACAUUUUCACUGUGAUUCUGUAUUAUUUACUGCUGUGUUGUGUACCACCUUAAAUACUCUUGUGUGCUACCAGUGGUGUGAGUCCUGCUCUGUGGAAACACUGAACUGUACUGAGAGAAUCAGAAGGUAACUUCUUCCAGCAGCUCUUACUAUUUUGUGUCUUUGAGGAGUUCAGCUCCUAGUAUCUUUUAGAGAAUUUGUUUGCUUUUUGAUAACAUUAUAAAGGUUGUUCAAGCAGUUAUGAAUUAAUAAUAUAGGAAGCACAGUUUGAUUCCAUUAGCAAAAUCUGCAACUCUCCUGGUUUUGGAAGGUAACUUCAUUAAUGAUUUUCUUUUGUUUUGAAAGAAAAGAUUCCAAGCAAAGUAUAUAUAAGGUACUAAAAUUUGAUACCCAGAAGACGGUGAACCCAAUACGUAUAAUUCAUGUUACUAAGUGUAUUUAUUAAGCAGAGGAAUCCAGAGUGGUAAAGUCAUUGAACCACCACGUUUGCCUGAACCUGUAUAUGCAGAUACGUCUGCAACUGUAAAAUCUUGCUUAACUAGAACCUUUUAGGAGAAUGAGGCAAAAGGAAGACAAUAAGCUUGUAAUGUCAGUGAUUUAAUUAAAACGGGAAAUUCCAUUUCAGUUUUCUGACUCUAACAAAACCGCACAGAAAUUAUGUAUUUUCUGAGAACUACCCCAAGAGAUAUACUACAUGAUCCUAAAUCAGCAAAAUAAAGUUGAUUUAUGUUUGGCAUUUUGUACUUACUGAGCCAGGAGAGUGAAGUGGUUCAGUUUAGAAAAAUUUUUCUGAACUAAUGGUUAAAACAGGAAGAGUUUUCUUGUAAAUAUCCAGUUAACCAAGAAGUUGGAGCAUUCUGCGAUUUUGCUAUAUAUUGAUACUUUAUAGCUCUCUUACCAGUUGGUUCAGUUUGGUUCUCCAUAUUACUGAAUUAUUGAAUUAUAGUGUUUGGUGUUUGGAUCAUUCAACAAGGACACUUUAAAACUCACCAGCUGUCUUUAAAGGCUUAAUUUGUUUUUUGUUUUUGUUGUUUUUUCACCGCUAUUUUGGAUAAUGGGAUGUUUACAUCUUAGUGUAAAAAAUGAAAAUAGGCAUAAAUAAUGUUUAUGUACAGAAAUGCUUUCUUUCAUUAUUUGGUGUCUGCAUCGCUGAGUGUUUAUAUGACUUCUCUGCCUCUAUCAUGUUGUUGCC
This is a messenger RNA of Neomonachus schauinslandi (Hawaiian monk seal), 3289 nucleotides long. It is a transcript of the gene SEC22A, whose product is annotated as SEC22 homolog A, vesicle trafficking protein. The record is from RefSeq and is a predicted model, not a curated record. Gene Ontology annotation, biological process: endoplasmic reticulum to Golgi vesicle-mediated transport. The transcript has 8 exons. Lineage: Eukaryota; Metazoa; Chordata; Mammalia; Carnivora; Phocidae. Bases 162 to 1085 code for a protein of 307 amino acids.